Molecule: messenger RNA, 1065 nt
Organism: Aspergillus aculeatinus CBS 121060
Lineage: Eukaryota; Fungi; Ascomycota; Eurotiomycetes; Eurotiales; Aspergillaceae
Exons: 2
Coding region: 1-1065 (354 amino acids)
Source: RefSeq, a predicted model, not a curated record
AUGCUAUUGAUCAAUGAUGGCAUGUGGCGGGUCUACGGAUGCAAGAACCGCAUCCUCUCCGUUGACCUAGUCAUUGAAGCCUGGGCCACCAAGAAGGCGGUCCAGGCUUUGCACAAGGCCGGGUUCGACGACAAGCCUCAGAGUACCGACCAUUUCAAGUCCCAGAAAGAUGGGUGGUGGUUGCCCGCCCAUGUCUUCCAUCUCCGGCCGGGCCCCGGGGAAGAGCGCCAUGUGGACCUGAACCUGUUCUACCAUGAGUGCUAUUUCCCGCUCCUGAAGUCUCCGAAGCUGGGACGGCCUCCCUUGAAUGACGAUACUUAUCUGGUCACAACCGACCCGCGUCUUGCAGAGCACUGCCCCGAUCUAAACUCCUAUGAGAUCAAGGUGUUGCGUCCGGCGCGGCUGGUGGAGGCUCGGGUCCGCCUCUGCUACCGAGAUUUGUACUUGAUAACUCAACGUCGCAUGUGGUCAAAAGAGUGGCUUAAAGGUGCCACGUGGGUGCACGAUCUCACAAACAUCUUCUACUCGGCUGCUGCGGCCGAUCAUACGGAUGGGCCCAGUGGUGAGGCAGAUCACAACCUCCCCUGGGGCUUUCAGAAUUGUUUUCGGAACCCGUUCUUGACUGAAACGCCUGCGCUCACCCUGCGAGAUCUGGAUCCCGUCUGGCUCCGCCUGGCAGAGUUCCAGCCGCUCUUCCAGGAGUAUUGGAAAGCGAUGAUUCUGUCGCGGAGCGUGCCAAAGAAGCCUUCACCCAGCCGGCCAGUGAUCGACCACUGCCCUGUUCUGAGUAUUUACAGCGACUGUGCAGCGUACCCGGCAAUGAAUGAGUUUGCCUGGCGCUUCAAGGAGGCCGACCUCUUCCCGGAUGGCACCGGUCCAUUCCCCGAGGUUCAUGUCGAGGCCUGGAAUAAACUCCGCCGCGACUUCCCGGGGGUGUCGAUGGAAUCGAUAUUUGAUUCCGACGACAACCGCUGCAAUGUUCUCGAAAAAUGGAUCAGUGUGAGUUACGACUCGCUGUACAGAUGGCGCAGUGACCCAUGGUCACGACAUUACCGAUCUCCGUGA